CAGAUACAAACGUCAUUACCGUAUCUCGAUAUGGUGGUAUCAGAAACUUUGAGAAUGUACCCGCCAUUGGGGUUCCUAAAUCGCAUGGCUACGAAAAAUUAUAAAGUGCCAAAGUACGAUCUUGUAAUUGAGGAAGGUACACCGGUUUACAUCUCGAUACUUGGCCUACACUAUGAUGCAGAAUAUUUCCCCAAUCCCGAUAUAUUCGAUCCGGAGCGAUUUAAAAAAAGGAACAAACGUAAGAGACCGUCAGGCGUCUAUUUACCAUUUGGAGAAGGCUCACAUGAGUGUAUAGGUCGACGCUUCGGGCUUAUACAAAUAAAGUUAACACUGCUUAUGAUCUUGAGCAAAUACGAAGUGGAAUCGUGCGCGAAAACUUCGGUAAAAAUUGAUCCAAGAGAACCGAUGUCAUUGCCAUUAAACGGUGUAUUAUAUCUCAAUGUCCGAAAACUUAAUACUAAUGCUAUUUAAAACUUGACGGAAUACUUUUUUAGACGAAGUCUCGGAACCUUCGAAUGAAGGGUAGAUACGGAUUUUCGAUCGAUACAGAAACUUACUGUGACAUAAGCUUCACCUUUUCGACACUGGGGUGUUU
Messenger RNA from Temnothorax curvispinosus, 595 nucleotides. Its product is annotated as cytochrome P450 6k1-like. The record is from RefSeq and is a predicted model, not a curated record. The transcript has 3 exons. Bases 31 to 471 code for a protein of 146 amino acids. NCBI's taxonomy places the organism in Eukaryota, Metazoa, Arthropoda, Insecta, Hymenoptera, Formicidae. Gene Ontology annotation, molecular function: iron ion binding; heme binding; monooxygenase activity.